AAAUUAAGCAGCAUUUUCUCUUAUCUGCAUCUUUCUUUCCUCUCCAUUUACCUAAAGCAUUCUAACAUUGCAAUGGCUGACAUUGAAGCUCCAUAUCAUGGAAGAAGCUCAAUGCAACAACAACAAACCUUUUCCUUCUCUAUAACCAACAACAAUAGCAACAAUGACCAUCAUCAACAAACCACUGAACCACCAAAAUUCUCACUGCCAGUGGAUUCCGAACACAAGGCGAAAUCCAUGAAAAUCUUCUCAUUCGCGCAACCCCACAUGAGAUCCUUCCAUCUGGCUUGGAUCUCAUUCUUCACUUGCUUCAUAUCCACUUUUGCGGCCGCCCCUCUUGUUCCCAUCAUCCGGGACAACCUAGACCUAACCCGGGCCGAUAUAGGCAACGCAGGCGUCGCCUCCGUGUCCGGGAGCAUUUUCUCCCGGCUCGUCAUGGGCGUAGUCUGCGACCUAAUCGGCCCGCGUUACGGCUGCGCCUUCGUCAACCUAUUGGUCGCUCCGGUCGUUUUCUCGACCGCGUACGUGUCCUCGGCCGAAGGAUACAUCGCGGUCCGGUUCAUGAUCGGGUUCUCUCUCGCGACUUUUGUUUCGUGCCAGUACUGGACCAGCACCAUGUUUAACAGCUCGAUAAUCGGGACCGUUAACGGCGUUGCCGCCGGGUGGGGCGACAUGGGUGGUGGAUUCACUCAGCUUCUGAUGCCGUUUUUAGUUCAGAUUAUUGAAUUAGCCGGCGCAACCCCGUUCACGGCUUGGAGGAUCGCUUUCAUGAUUCCGGGUUGGCUUCAUAUCAUCAUUGGGGUUUUGGUUUUGAUCCUUGGUCAAGACAUGCCUGAUGGUAACCUUAGUACUCUUCAGAAACGAGGAGAUGUUCACAAAGAUAAAUUCUCCAAAGUUUUUCGUCAUGCAGUCACAAACUACAGGACAUGGAUAUUUUUCCUCUUGUACGGAUUUUCCAUGGGAGUUGAGCUGUGCAUAAACAAUAUCAUUGCAGAAUACUUUUAUGACAGGUUCAACCUUAAACUACACACAGCUGGAAUCGUAGCUGCAAGUUUCGGAAUGGCCAACUUCUUUGCCCGCCCGUUUGGCGGAUUCGCCUCCGAUUUCGCGGCUCGAAGGUUCGGGAUGCGGGGAAGAUUAUGGGUGCUUUGGACGGUCCAAACCCUAGGAGGAAUCUUCUGCAUUUGGCUCGGCCUUUCCGACUCUCUCGCAAUAGCCAUAUUAGCCAUGAUGCUCUUCUCCGUCGGAGCUCAAGCCGCUUGCGGAGCCGCUUACGGCGUCAUCCCUUUCAUUUCCCGACGAUCACUCGGCUUGAUCUCCGGCCUAACCGGCGCCGGAGGCAACUUCGGAGGCGGGUUGACCCAACUGCUCUUUUUCUCCAACUCGAGAUUCUCCACUGCCAAAGGGCUUACUUAUAUGGGCGCAAUGGCGGUGGCUUGUACUUUACCCGUGGUUUUGAUUCAUUUCCCUCAAUGGGGAAGCAUGUUUACUGGGCCUUCAAGUGAUGAGAAAUAUACCGAAGAAUAUUACUAUGAAUCUGAAUGGACUGAGGAAGAGAAAUCAAGAGGAAUGCACCAUGGAAGUGUUAGGUUUGCUGAGAAUAGCCGAUCUGAACGUGGCAAGAAGAUGGCUAUGAUAACCAACACUGAUAGUACUACUCCUAAUGUCACACCCACCCAUGUGUAAUCAUGUGGUAUUACCACUAUUACUACAUAAUCUACAUUAUCUACAUAAAAUCAAUUAUUACUAUAUAUAUAUGUAAAAUAGUAGAUGCUUAUAAUUUGGUUUAAGAAAUAAUUGGGUGUGUUAAUUAGUGUAAGUUGUGAAGAAGGGAUUGAGAUUUGUAUCUUGCAGUUGCUGCAAACUAAAUACAUAUCCAUGAUCGAUAUAUUUAACGGAGUUCUUAUUUUGG
This is a messenger RNA of Oldenlandia corymbosa var. corymbosa, 1912 nucleotides long. The record is from the annotation of a GenBank genome assembly. Lineage: Eukaryota; Viridiplantae; Streptophyta; Magnoliopsida; Gentianales; Rubiaceae.